AUGACUUAUGAGGCCAUGCUGGAUGUGCUGUCUACAGGACAGGAGAAUGUCCCAAACUACAGAUGUGGAAGACAAAAGAACCAGCUGGCAAUGCUCGAAGAGAUGGAUUCUGAACUCUUUGAUCAUAUGUCAAAUGUCUUGAGCAUCUAUAAAAUUCCACAGAUCAACUACAGUGUCAUCAACCAGGUGGCCAAGCAAAACCAUCAUUUUCCUUUUUCAUAUCGGAUGACCCCAAACCAAGAACCUCCUUACUCAGCGAUUGUCCAGCUGCUCCUGCAAUUCCAUUGGACGUGGAUUGGCCUCCUUUCUCAGGACAAUGAAAAGGGAGAAAAAUUCAAAAGACGCUUGGAAGUUCUUGCCUUAAAAAAUGGGAUUUGCAUUGUUCUCUCAGGAACUGUCCCAGAAGCAAAUAUGCAGACAAGUGCUGGAGAUACUCUCAUGCAAGAAAAAAGGAAAAUGUUUCGUUCUCUUAUUGAGAGUCAAAUAAAAAUUAUAGUAUGCCAACUGGAUGUUCAGGCCUCGGGAAUGUUAGCAGCAAUAAUACAAAUAAUUGAUAGGACUAAUACAACCCUGGUGGGAAGGGUGUGGAUUGCAACAACUUUGACAGCUUUAAGUGUAAGUAUUUUUGAUCUUUGGGUUGAUCUCCAAAACAGACAUGCUUUGUUUUCCUUCCUCAUCCAGACAAAAAGGAGGACUCAGUAUUAUGACUUUACAUCUUAUGCAUCUAUGGUUGUAUUGUAUGGAAAGGAAGCAUUCCAAUGUUCCUAUUCAAGUCCUCUGUUAUCGAAGAAAGUUUGGAAAAAAUGCAGAGAAAAAGAGAAUUGGGAAUUCCCGCCCCAUGAUGUGAUUGCAAGAAUCCUGUCUCAGGAUUCCUCCAGUAUUUCCCAAAUAAUUCAAAUUGUGGCCUGGGUCCUCAAUGCUGCCUCUUCCUCCCAACAGAGUAAGAGGAGAAUGCAAGUUGGAUACCAUCAACCACCCCAGAUUGUACAGCCAUGGCAGCUUCAUAAGUUCCUGAGGAACUUCCAACAUCACAAUAUUUCCAGAGAUGGGAUUUCUUUUGAUGAAAAUGGAGUUCCUGUUAGUGACUUUGAUAUCAUGCACUGGACAUCAGUUUGGAACAAAUCAGAUGCAGGGGUGAAAAUUGGGAGUAUGGUGCCUUAUUCAAGAUGUACAGAAAGUUGCUCCCCAGGUUAUGCCAUGCUUGUGAGAAAGGGAGCCCCAGUUUGCUGCUACAACUGUUCUCUGUGUAUGGAAGGAACAUUCUCUGGGCAAGAAGAUGCAGCCCAUUGUGAAAAGUGUCCAGAUGACCAGUAUUCCAAUAAGAAGAGGGAUCAGUGCAUCCCCAAAAGCAUAAGCUUCUUAUCCUAUGAAGAAUCAUUGGGAUUCAUCCUGGCAUUCUUUGCCAUUGCUUUGUCCCUAACCACCGCCUUUAUUCUGGGAAUCUUCAUUAAAUACCGAGACACUCCCAUAGUCAAAGCAAACAACCGUGAACUUACCUACGUCCUCCUGGUUUCACUCCUGUUUUCUUUCUUGACCUCCUUUCUAUUCAUCGGUCGCCCCAUGAAAAUGACCUGUCUCCUUCGACAAACCAUUUUCAGUAUUGUUUUCUCUGUUGCCGUAUCUUCUUUGCUGGCCAAGACUGUAAUGGUGGUGGUGGCCUUCCUGGCUACAAAGCCAGGAAGCAGGAUGAGGAAAUGGCUGGGGAAGGGUCUGGCCCACUUGAUUGUUUUAUCCUGCUCUGGUAUUCAAGUAGGCAUCUGUAUGGCAUGGCUGGGAAUCUUUCCCUCGUUCCCAGAUUCUGACUUUCAUUCCCAGCCAGAAGACAUCCUGCUGCAGUGCAACGAAGGUUCAGUUGCUAUGUUCUACACUGCCCUUGGCUACAUGGGUUUUCUGGGUGCCAUCUGUUUCUUGGCGGCAUUUCUGGCUCGAAAUCUGCCAGGGACCUUCAAUGAAGCCAAACUGAUCACCUUCAGCAUGUUGGUUUUUUGUAGUGUAUGGAUCUCCUUUGUCCCCACCUACCUGAGCACCAAAGGGAAAUACAUGGUGGCUGUGCAGAUCUUCUCCAUCUUGGCCUCCAGCCUAGGUUUAUUGGGUUGUAUUUUUGUUCCCAAGUGCUACAUUAUUACACUGAGACCUGACAUAAACACCAAGGAACAU
This is a messenger RNA of Notechis scutatus (mainland tiger snake), 2157 nucleotides long. The record is from RefSeq and is a predicted model, not a curated record. Lineage: Eukaryota; Metazoa; Chordata; Lepidosauria; Squamata; Elapidae.